Messenger RNA from Loxodonta africana (African savanna elephant), 1307 nucleotides. RefSeq names its product C-type lectin domain containing 9A (gene CLEC9A). Gene Ontology annotation, biological process: receptor-mediated endocytosis. Gene Ontology annotation, cellular component: cell surface; membrane. Bases 142 to 846 code for a protein of 234 amino acids. NCBI's taxonomy places the organism in Eukaryota, Metazoa, Chordata, Mammalia, Proboscidea, Elephantidae. The transcript has 6 exons. The record is from RefSeq and is a predicted model, not a curated record.
CCUUAAACCCAAACGUAUUUACCCAUUAGUGUGAAAAAGUAGCCAAUUUUCAGUUCUUCCAACAAUCUGCUCCUGACCACAAGAGGAGUUAUUUGUCUCAGCCAUUCCUGUUGACACCUUACCCAACAAAGCAUUUCAGACAUGCAAGGGGACGAAAUAUAUACCUCUCUUCAGUGGGAUGAUCCAUCACCAAACUAUUAUGAAAAGCCUCUGUCUCCCAACAAAUGUUCAGGAACAUGGUGUCUUGUGACGGUGAUUUCAUGUAUUUUCUGCAUGGGCUCACUAACAGCUUCCAUUUUCCUGGGCAUCAAGUUGUUCCAGGUGUCCGCUAUUGCAAUGGAACAGCAAGAAAAACUAACCCAACAGGACAGAGCGUUGUUAAACUUUACACAGUGGAAGGGAAAGCAUGACCUGCUGAUGAAAUGCUGCCAAGCUCUGAUGCAAAAGUCUUUCAGUUCAGCCCGUAACUGCAGCCCUUGUCCAGACAAUUGGAUUUGGAAUGGGGAAAGUUGUUACUACAUCUUUGAAAAAUGGCAGGGUUGGCGCCAGAGUAAAGAGGAUUGCUCCAAGGAGGACUCCAAGCUUCUACAAAUAGACACCAAAGAAGAAAUGGAUUUCAUCACUCGCAUCUUAUGGAAAACCAAAAAAGACUUUCAUUUCUGGGUGGGACUGUCUCAGGAAGGACUCAGCGGACCUUGGCUUUGGCAAGAUGGCUCCUCUCUUUCCCCUGACCUGGGGUCAAUUCAGAGAUUCCAAUCGAUUAAUGAAGACUGUGGAUACCUCAGGGAUAAGUCCCUUUUUUCAGCUAACUGCAGCAGUUGGAAAUAUUUUAUCUGUGAGAAGUAAGCUUUAAGAUCCACUGUCCAAAAGAAAUAGUGCUCGAAGCGAUCUCUCCAUCACAGUCGUAUUUGAAGACACCAUUGGAAAACCUGUCGCCAAAAGCCAAAGAGCAAGUGCCGAAGUAAACCAAUAUGUGGUCUAUGACAACUAACUUAGUUUUGUAUUUACACUUGGAAAUAUUCUUAAUACACUCCAGGCUCCCAUUUUGACAUAGCUCAAUCUGUCAAGAAUAAAAUUGAUCUAGAGGUACAGGGUACAAAACCCUGAAGAACUGAGAGCAAACUGAAGAAAAAUCAUUUCCAUAUGUCUUGUUUAUUUUGUGCGUGUGUGUGUCUGCAGUAGCUAUAAUCCCCACACAGAAAUCUGUGAGUCACUGCAGAGUUGGUGCAGUUCUAGCUGACUAGAAUUUUCAAAUAAAUAAAUAAAUGUGGCCUUUCAAACUCACCAUCUGCCAGAUCCUUCUUUGA